This is a messenger RNA of Cinara cedri, 1093 nucleotides long. Lineage: Eukaryota; Metazoa; Arthropoda; Insecta; Hemiptera; Aphididae. The record is from the annotation of a GenBank genome assembly.
AUGGCGUCUUUUACACACUACGAUAUUCACAGUCAAAGUAAACAAGUGAUUUACCGGGUAUACGUUUUUUUUAAAAAAUUAUCCACUAUAGAUAAUUUAUCUGCCGAUUUUUUUAAAAAAAACUCAAAGAAUUACUGCAGAAGCAUGUGGAAUAAGCGAACGAAGUAUUCAAAAUAUUAUUGCUGAAGUAAAGAAAUAUAAAAACGAUGAUACACCGAGAUUAAGAAGCCUAUUCGCGUCACCGAAGAAAUCGUAUAAACAAAAGGUCAUUACAGAUAUUGACGAUUUCAACGUUGAUUUGGUCAGAAGAACUGUUCAUGAGUUUUAUGACAAAGGUUUAGUUUGAUUUAAAACAUUUUUUUAUUAUAAGAAAACAUAUAAUAUCCUACCUACCUCAUAUAAAAUGUGUAAUUUACCUUCCAGUGGUGAUGCGAGACCAUUUAUUUAGAUGAAAUUUGAGUAAACCAGAACCAUUAAAGAAACCAUAUUUGGCAAAACGAUAUGGAUAGUGAAGUGUUUAAAGUGCCAACCGGUAAAGGUGGUCGUCUUAUUGUAUGUCAUGCUGGGGCAGCUAAAUUUGGUUUUAUAUCCGGCUCAAAAUUAAUUUUCUGGAGUAAAAAUGACAGAGACUACCUCUCACAGAUGAAUAGUCAAAUAUUUCAUGUACUGUUUCAAAAUAUGCUGCAACUAUUUGAGGAGCCAUGUGUAAUUGUCAUGGAUGCUCCAUAUCACAGCGUACUAGUGGAAAAUGUACCAAAAUCAAAUACAUAAAUAUCUGAUGUUCGAAAGUGGCUAAGCAAAAAUGCAUCGAUUUUUCUCCUUCACCUUAGCGGAACUUGAAAAAAAAGUGAAAAUGGCAAAAUCGCGUGAAAAACGAUACCAAUUGGACGAGUUGGCAUAUCAAAUGGGGCAUGAAGUGAUUAGACUUCCGCCUUAUCACUGUCAAUACAACCCAAAUGAACUAAUUUGGGCGCAGGUAAAAGGUGAAAUUGCAACCAAAACUACAUUUAAAAUGGCCGAUGUCGAAAAACUUAUGCACGAAGCCAUAGAUGCAGUUACUAAAGAAAAUUGGGAAAAAUGUGUAAGACACUAA